Aspergillus sclerotioniger CBS 115572 is the source of this 1876-nucleotide messenger RNA. RefSeq lists its product as uncharacterized. Gene Ontology annotation, biological process: transmembrane transport. NCBI's taxonomy places the organism in Eukaryota, Fungi, Ascomycota, Eurotiomycetes, Eurotiales, Aspergillaceae. The record is from RefSeq and is a predicted model, not a curated record. The transcript is spliced from 2 exons. The coding region runs from base 119 to 1810 and encodes 563 amino acids.
UGAGAAGUGGGGCAAAACUAGAUUAUUAAUAGCACCCUUGUGACGGAUCUUCAUCGCCUCUGCAGUGUGGAAUUGACUUACCCACUACCAUGCAUGCAGAUUGGUGGUUGUCGUCAGCAUGCUGUCUACUAUCUUUCUGUGGCCGAUAUUCUUGUUGGCCGUGCAGGCUGCCUUUGUUCGGAGAUGGGAAUGCAGAUCCUCGGAUCAGAUUUUGGUGGAUUCUGUCUUCCAGCAGAUGAGUUUGGAUGGUGCUUUCGAGUCGAGGGAUGGCAUAACGACGCUGGAUUUGAAGUUGACUGGAGAGUUCAUGUUUCAGUCUUGUGAUGCUCUUGAUGGAGCAGCGGCGCAAAUGCUUGUCGAUGCUAGAGUGUUGGGUCGUUCGGUAGGGUACCAGGGACGGACUAGGGGAUCGUGUGCGGAAAGUCUCUAUCAUGCUCAUUCAAGGACGGGUUUACGGCAGUAUGCAAUCUACCAGACGUCUUAUUAUCUCAACCAUACAUAUGCCUUGCACACUUUGGACACCACAAUCCGUCUUCAAUUAGAUGGUAUCGAGAUCACAUGUGCCGCUGCCCACAUCACGCCGUAUAUUGGAUCGACGGCGUCUGUUCUUCUCAAAGCCUUUCCAUUUAUAAUCAUGGUUCUAUUUGGCGCAGCCACAGGUCCGUUGAAGAUUCGUCGUACUAAUGGAAGAAGCAUGUUUCGGUAUGAGAUGGACGACGCAUCAAAUGACCCAGCGCAGUCGCAUGUUCAGGGACUUGGCGACUGCCUGCAAUACCUUCAAUUCAUCUUCCUGAGUGGCUGUCUGACGCUCUCGUAUCCCGGCUUCUAUCAAGCAAUCGUCAGCCAAUUGGCGUGGUCGUCACUUAUCUUUAAGAACUGGCCCGUUACACAUCAGUUUGCCUACCCUGGUGUCAUGAAGGGUUUUUAUGCAACCAAUUCGACCUGGGGGUUGGAGGAAAUGAGUCAGGUACUGGGUGGGACUACUAUGAGCGAUCUCUGGGUCAAUGCCAUUGUCAACCUUGCCUUGGUGAUCCUGGGAACAGCAGUGGUCAUGCAAAUUCCGUUUCUCAGCGAGUGGAUAUCUAAGAGCUUCCAAUCACGACAAGCAGCUGAAUUGUCGGACUUUCGGAAAGAAUCAAUAACCCAGUUCCAGCGGACCGGAUGGAGCGUGAUUCGAACUGUGCUCGAUCGCUUCCUCCUCCCGAUAGUCGCAUACUCCUCGUUCCAGCCACUCUUGGCAACAUGGUUUCCCGUAUAUUGGACGUUUAUGGCGGUCUCCUUUGUCAGCUUUCUCACUGUAUCACUGGGGAUCACAGUUUGGUACCUGGCAAAGAAUGGCAGACAGGGCGUCUUCUUUCGGCAUAGCUCCUUCCCUUCGCGUCAAUCAGGGGACUGGUUUGCCAGUGCGUUGUACGGUGUCCCUAUUGUAAGGGGCGUGGCUAUUGGGGGACUGCAACAGUCCGGGCUGAGCCAGAUCCUCGUUCUCAUAGCCUGUGAGGUUCUUAUAUUAGCAUGCAUGCUCUGGAAUUGCCGGUAUGGGCCGGUCUGGAGACAUACAUGCUUCUCGGCUGCCAGACUGGUGAGCAUAGCAAUGACCUGUGCAUUUAUUCCCCACGCGCAAGUGAGCGAGCGGAGCAGAGGACUCCUGGCAUAUUGUAUUCUGCUAGUGCAUGCUGGUGUUCUUCUGUUUGGGUUUCUGGGUCCUUGCCUGGUUGAUAUUGUUAGAUUUUCUCUGUGCGAGAUGGGAUUCAUCAAAUCACCUGCGGAGGGCUUUGCACAGUCAAACCGAGCACCGGUACGGAUCACUUGAUCAACUGCCGACGCAACAUGCUGACGUUCUAGGUCUUUGGGAUCGGCCAACUUUCGCAACGAUCGA